Molecule: messenger RNA, 1368 nt
Organism: Folsomia candida
Lineage: Eukaryota; Metazoa; Arthropoda; Collembola; Entomobryomorpha; Isotomidae
Product: lipase 3
Exons: 7
Coding region: 207-1340 (377 amino acids)
Molecular function (GO): hydrolase activity, acting on ester bonds
Source: RefSeq, a predicted model, not a curated record
ACAAAAAUAUUUGUUUUCGUGCAUAUUUUGUCCAUUGUAUAAUCAGUCUGUAAUCAAGUGAUCCUAAUCAUUGUCUUCAAAGUACUCCUUGCCAACCGUGUGAAAAGGUUAAAAACUAGUUUCGUACACAAGCCAAAGACAUAUCUGAAUAUAUUCUCAGUUGAUUCACGACUAAAAUAAUUUAACAUCGUCGUCACCAUUUCAAAAUGGAAACUAAAAACACACUUCUGGACAAUGCCGAAUAUUUUCUUGAAGAUCAUAAUGUAACGACAGAGGAUGGAUACAUUUUAACCCUGCAAAGAUUCCUUAAACGAGAUGCGCCUGAAAAAGGAACGGAUAGACAAGAUCUUAUCCUACCAAAAAAGAAACCGGCCGUGUUAUUGGUUCCUGGGCUUUUCUGUAUAGGUAAAAAUUGGAUCAUUGCCGAAAUUAAUUUGCCAAAGCUGCUUAUCGAGCAAGGCUUUGAUUGUUGGCUUCCUAGCCCGCGAGGAACACUCCCAUCAAGAAAACAUACUUCAUUGGCAUCAAGUUCUAAGAAAUAUUGGGAUUUUUCAUUCCAUGAAGUGGCGAUAUACGAUCUGUCAGCCAUAAUAAACUACAUUAUUGACACCACGGGGAAUAUCACGCUUUCAUAUAUUGGUCAUUCUAUGGGAUGUACUAUUUUCCUUACACUGUUAUCCUGUCGCCCAGAGUACUGCUCCAAGAUAAGCGUGUGCAUAUUUUUAGCCCCAGCCUGUUACGGUAGGCACGUUCGUUCCAUUGUCACCAAAGCAUCUAUCCCAAUUCUAAACUGUUUGGCAUCUAGUAAAUUCCUACGGAAACGACCAAUACUAAACUGGACUGCAUCGAACUAUGUGCGAUACACGGUGCCCAUGUCCAAACGGGAUAUUGUGGCAGGAUGGCUGCUUCGCAUUUCUGCGAGAGUAGCUAGUGUAACCAGCAGUAAAGGAAUUGACAAGGAAAUAUAUCGGAGAAUGGCAUACGAGAUUCCUAAUACUACGUCUUUGAAACUCGUUUGCCACGGUUUCCAGUGCAUUGUCGCAGAUAAGUUUCAAAAUUAUGAUUACGGCAGAUCUCAGAAUCAAAAGAUUUAUGGUCAACUUAACCCACCACUUUAUGAGCUUGGAAAUAUUUCUACCCCAAUUGCGAUUUUUUCGUCAAAAGGGGACCACUUGUGCAGUACUCAAGACAUUGCCAGACUGUCGGAAGAACUUCCAAAUUUAAUUUCCCACAACUGCAUUGAGGAUAAAAAAUUUUCACAUGGUGAUUUCAUUUUUGGAAAGAAUGCCCAAGCAUCUGUCUUUGAAAAUAUUAUCCAAAUUCUUACAGAAUAUAUAUAGGAAAUAAAUGAUAUGUCAAAGAUGUGCA